GGCGCAGCGCCCGGUGUGUGACCUGUUUCCGGUGUGGAAGGAUGUGGCCGCCUUGCAGGUCACUGCGUAACUUGGCUCUAGCCUUGGCGAGAUCGCAGGGAGCUCGGACCUGCAGUGGGGACGAACGUGUCUCCUACACACAGGGUCAAAGCCCGGAGCCCAGAACCCGCGAGUAUUUCUACUACGUGGAUCACCAGGGCCAGCUUUUCCUGGAUGACUCCAAAAUGAAGAACUUUAUCACCUGCUACAAAGACCUGCAGUUCCUGGUUACUUUCUUCUCCCGUCUGAGACCGAACCACAGCGGGCGCUAUGAGGCUUCCUUCCCCUUCCUCUCUCUCUGCGGCAGAGAGCGUAACUUCCUGCGCUGUGAAGACCGGCCCGUGGUCUUCACGCACCUGCUGGCCCCCGAUAGCGAGUCCCCUCGCCUCUCCUACUGCGGCGGCGGCGAGGCCCUGGCCAUCCCCUUUGAGCCGGCUCGCUUGCUACCCCUGGCGGCCAACGGGCGCCUGUACCACCCGGCACCGGAGCGCGCAGGCGGCGUCGGCCUAGUGCGCUCGGCCCUGGCCUUCGAGCUCAGCGCCUGCUUCGAGUACGGACCUGAAUCACCCACGGUCCCCUCUCACGUGCACUGGCAAGGUCGCCGCAUCGCCCUAACUAUGGAUCUGGCCCCGCUGCUGCUCGCCGCCCCGCCGCCCUGAGCCUCCAGCCGGGGCUGGGUGGGGAGGUUUAGGGCAAACACUGGGCUUUGUAGUACUCGCAGGUUACCCUUCGGUCCCAGACUUCCAGGUCGACCCAAAUGUCCCCAGUCACCUGCACGCCUGUGACUGAGUGCGCGUGCGCGCAGAGGUGCGCCUUGGGCCUCGUUAGGUUGGCGCUGUCCAAGGUUCUGGUGCGGUCCGGCUAUUCUCGGUCUCUACAGCGGUCCCCUCUCCGCCACCUCUAACCCUUACAACUGGUCUUGCAUCCCACGGAUUGGCCUGCUCUGGUCACGUCAGGCUGGGCGGCAGGCGCAAGGCGCGCGUGGGCCGGUGCGCGUGCGCGCCCACCCCCACCCCCCGCCGCUUCUCCAGUCUAGCAGCCGCAAGCACCGCGGGGAGUCGCUCGCCACUGGAGCAGGUGAGGGGGGGGGGGUUCCGGGCCCAAGGUCACCAGGCUUGGGGGCGGGAUCGGGAUCCUUUAGGUUCUGACUGCUACCAAGUAAAGGUCAGGCUCUCUGGCAGCGGGGAUGGGGGGGGGGUGGAAACCACGCCCUCUGUGAGCAGGCUUGGACCCACUGGAGCGGGAGGGCUAGGUUAGGGGAGGUAGUGCUGGUUUAAAGCGCCUCUGAUCUCAAGGGCUGCCAGGACCUCAGCUGGGGCUUCGCACUGCGCCCGCCCGAGGGAGGGACACUCCACCCACCUUCUUCCCGCCUAGAUGAGCCCUCAGCAGACUGACACCCCACUCCUGCAUAGGAUUAGGGGUUUGUGUCCUGAUAAAAGGAUUUCUGGGCUUAUCUAGUAAGGGGCCCUCAUUCCUGUCGUGGCUGAUGCACAUCUGGGAGUCCGCAUGAGCAGCAGCUCUGAUCCCUAGUGCACAGAUCAAGGCUUUGCUACUGAAGGCUGGACAGAUGCGCAAGGCCUGGAGCCAGGGACCAACCAGUCAUUCGUGCUCCAGGAAAUUAAACCCAGAAGCCUAGCAAACGUCCCAGCUUCUUGGGCUCCGCAUGUCCUGAGAUAUCUAGGAACUGCCUUUGCCUGCGCCAAAGCUAUUCCAUUAAAACUCUACUGCUCUCCUGCCUCA
Myodes glareolus (Bank vole) is the source of this 1779-nucleotide messenger RNA. RefSeq names its product chromosome 19 C8orf82 homolog (gene C19H8orf82). Lineage: Eukaryota; Metazoa; Chordata; Mammalia; Rodentia; Cricetidae. The record is from RefSeq and is a predicted model, not a curated record.